Messenger RNA from Oryza brachyantha (malo sina), 883 nucleotides. Its product is annotated as glycolipid transfer protein 1-like. Gene Ontology annotation, biological process: ceramide transport; intermembrane lipid transfer. Gene Ontology annotation, molecular function: ceramide 1-phosphate transfer activity; ceramide 1-phosphate binding. The transcript is spliced from 7 exons. The coding region runs from base 85 to 693 and encodes 202 amino acids. NCBI's taxonomy places the organism in Eukaryota, Viridiplantae, Streptophyta, Magnoliopsida, Poales, Poaceae. The record is from RefSeq and is a predicted model, not a curated record. Gene Ontology annotation, cellular component: cytosol; membrane; cytoplasm.
CUCCCAGUUCCUUUCCAUUUCUCAGGUCUCCUGCACCCACGUUGAUUUCUCCCCUUCCAAUCGGUGAGUUCUAAACCCAAGCAAAUGGAGGGGACCGUAUUCACGCCAUCACUACAAGGCAUUAAGAAUGUGAAAUCAGAGAGUGGUGUGAUCCUAACAAAGCCAUUUCUUGAAGUUUGCAAGCACAUUCUCCCUGUGCUUGAUAAGUUUGGAUCUGCUAUGUCAAUUGUGAAGAAUGAUAUUGGUGGUAAUAUCACGAGACUGGAGACGAAAUAUGCAUCUGAUCCUUCAAAAUAUGAGCAGCUGAACAGCAUGGUGCAAGUUGAAAUUAGCUCCAAGACAGCAAAAAGUUCUAGUAGUUGUACCAAUGGCCUUUUGUGGUUGACAAGAGCCAUGGACUUCCUGGUUGCGCUGUUCCACAAUUUGGUACAGCACCCAGAUUGGCAGAUGUCACAAGUUUGCAGUGAUGCAUACAGCAAAACUCUCAAGAAAUGGCACGGAUGGCUGGCAAGUUCAAGCUUUUCGGUUGCCAUAAAGCUUGCUCCAGACAGGAAGAAAUUCAUGGAGAUCAUUAGUGGCUCAGGUGAUAUCAAUGCAGAUAUCCAGAAGUUCUGUGUAUCUUUCUCCCCAUUGUUGGCAGAAAACCAUAGGUUUCUGGCUAGUGUCGGUAUGGAUGACCUGAAGGCAUCUUGAUGCUGUACGCUUUAUUGAUGAGACUAAUCAGCUUGCACAGAAAUCAUUUGAGUGGUUGUCAUUGUCUAUUUAUGUGUAAUUUAUACUAUAUAUUUGGCUCUGUGUUUGUACAACAUGUAGCUGAUGGCCUUAAUUCCAUAGCUUUUUUUUUUUGAGGCAAUGACAAAGGGAACUGUUGUGAUCAAGUUUA